GUUUAUUAAUGUUCGAAAAAGCCGCUUUCUCUCUCUAACUUCUCUCUCUAAGAAUGUCCCGAUUACUGACAAAAACCCUAAUCCCCCACGGGAGAUUGUUUCUCCGUCGUUUCAACGAGCCGGCGAUCGCGGCGCCAAACGUCGUCUGUUUCAGCCGCCGGCCGUUUUCUUCUAAGCCUCAGCUCAUCGAGAUUGACCUCGAUUCAUCCUCAUCGGCGACUUCUAAAGCCGAAGCCGAAGCCGCGAUUCUCAAGAAGCUGAACGAAUUCGUUAGGAGGAUCAUCGUUCAGAAUUCGACUCCAGAUUGGCUCCCUUUCGCACCUGGCUCCUCCUUCUGGGUCCCGCCGCAUCAGAACACGGCCGCGAAGAUCGCUAAUUUGGUCGACAAGGUUACGAAUCCGUUGACGGAGGAGGAAUCUCUCUCUCUAUAUUCUCCUAAUGGCUGCCCUUGUUCCUCUUUUUUCAUUCCUCCAGAUCACGAUUCUUCAUCUACAAAAGAGGUAGAAGUUAGCAUGGAGUUGAACAUUCCGGGGAAUGAGAUGCUGGAAGUCAAGCUAGCGCAUUUUCCAGAUCCAAUUUACUCAUUUAAACAUGGAGACUCAGACGAUGAAGAGUGAAGCAUUCCCAGCUCGCGGGCAGUUAGAAGCAUCGCAUCUACCUUAAAAAAGAAAUCAAACCCAUUCCUGAUGCGUUGUUUGCAUAUGCUGAUAAUGACUGAAAUUGAGGCAGUUGUAUAUACGGUUGCAAACCAUGGGAAGCUAUAUUAUAUGAUCUUUGGCUGACUUAAACGUCUUUGUUGACUAUAUAUUUUUAUAAAGUUUGAAUUAGCUUGGUGGCUUCUUCCACU
Messenger RNA from Eutrema salsugineum, 847 nucleotides. RefSeq lists its product as uncharacterized. The transcript is spliced from 2 exons. The coding region runs from base 54 to 617 and encodes 187 amino acids. The record is from RefSeq and is a predicted model, not a curated record. Lineage: Eukaryota; Viridiplantae; Streptophyta; Magnoliopsida; Brassicales; Brassicaceae.